AUGAGGACUGAUAAUAAGGGCGUGGUGCUGAUGCAGCGCUCCCCGUGGAUGAAUAGGCCACGCUCUCCCGCUGCUGCUCAUGGUGGCAGACCUUCUGCUGGUACUUCCGCUGUUUCUCCUGGUGGUGUUGUGACUCCUCGUGGGCGAUCCGUCCCGCUGAAGGUGCGGGCACGGUCUGAGACACGCGGCUUUUCCAGUCCCAACAACGCCCACGCCGAUGCUGGCGGGGAUGAUGGGGUGUACCAGCGUUUCUGGUCCCAAAUUGUGCUCCGCUCCACCAGCGGAUUCAUGUUCGCAGUGGUCAUCGCGGUGAUGUACUCUUUGUAUAUUCUGUGUCUCCCGUAUGGGGACAGCAUCAGCUUUGGCAUUCUCUUGUCCGUCGUCCUACAUCCACAGAGCCGUGAACAGUGCUCCGACUCCAACGCCGCCAGGCGGGAGUGUGUCGAGCGGAUGCGUGGCACGCAGCAAGCCUGGGCGUCGCGGACUGCGCUCUCGGGCGUCAUCGGGCCGUUGGCGUCACUGCGCCACUUCGUGUCGUAUGCGCUGAUGCAAGGCGUCAUGUUUCUUGGCCUCAACAAACUGUUAUUGGCUGUACAGUGGCGGUCGGGCCGUGGUGGUGGCGGGAAAGUCAAACAAAACGGAAGCAAAGACAAGAAAUUCCUAAUAGCCUCAUCCAACGGUCGCCUGACACUCCGUCUUCUCACCGUGUGCAUCUUCUCCGUCGUUGCCCACACAAUGAUCGGCAUUUCAUUUUUUCUCGGAAUGCACGCUGUGCUCUUUGCACUGUUUGCUUUAACAGUCACCCUCAUGUCAGAGGAGCGUUUUAUGGGAACAAUGUGGCGCGUGUGGCGAUUCGCGCUUGUGCUUUUCUUUGUCAUUGGACUUUCCUAUAAUCUUGCACUGGAUGUGCUUUCCAUCAGCGAUGCGGUGAAGCGCACGACGACGGCGGUGGUGAACGCACAGCAUGAGUGGACAAGAGCGACAAAUUCAGUGGAGGCAGCCAAUGUCUCGAGUGAUGUAAUGUUCCGCGUGGAAGAGCAUGGCACCUCUGCCUCCAUGAAUUCCACCUCUUCAGCAUUUGAGUUCCAGGAGCUGGUUCUUUCAAAGCUUCAGCAAACGGUGCUAAAGGAGCUGGCAGACAUAUUGAACCACACGAACGCAACAGAGCUCGCAGUUACUGUUCGUCGCAUUCUUACCCCAAUUCUUUCGACAUCCCCAUCACAGUUCAGCGUUGUAUUUUUGAAGAAAAAAACAGACGAAUUAUCAGCAUCCUUCUUCACCAGGGGGAACCCGCUGAAAACAGUGGAUUGGGUCAGUGUGAUGCAGAGAAUGAUGAAGCGUUGGAGGCCAUUCUUUGUCUUUUCGACACAGUUACUGUUCAUGUUGGGAUCAAAUAUGAUUGGACUCUUUGACUCCGUCUACGCUGUGAUGCUGUUUGUCUUUGUGCUGCGGUACUUCUUGCACCUCGACCACACCAUUCUGUACUACGUGAUUGCUAAGAUGCUCAAGGCAAUUCACCCACGCGGUGGAGAGUGGCAUGCACGAAAGAUUGAGCGUGAGAUCACCGUAUCAUUCCUCACGUUGCUGCAGUCGUUCUGGCACCUCACCUGGUUUCAUUUCUGCAUUACAUUCUGUCUCUUCAACAAGUGGUCCUUUAUUACCCCUUUUCUCUGCGGUCUGGUGUCUUCUCUCACGGCGGUGUUCCCUCUCAUACCCAAGUGGCUCUCCCCCGUCGCCUUCGCGUUGCUCUACGUUCUCGUUGACGCGGCGAGGUAUCAGGGCCUGUUGGGCGCUGCCGUGGACCCGCGUGUGUGGAGCUGCCUCGCCGCGUUCGUGGCGUCGUACAUGGACGAGUGGCUGCUUUGCGUAUCUCGAGGGCUUCGCGGAAACUCUGUGCGGGACUCCUCUGGUGUGGAGCGGGAGGAACUGCCGACGUUUGUCAUUGGCACAGCCUUGGUGCUUGGCUACGUGAGCUACGGUGUGCGCGGGAUUCUGCUGGGCCCGUUAACCGUAAUUGUUGCAAAGGUGCUCUUUGACAACUGGGACACGGUGUCCGAUCGUGACAUGGCCGCGUCGAUGACGUCGGUGGAGCAGGAGGAGAAGUUGAGAAGGCAUGGUGAGACCAUGUAG
Molecule: messenger RNA, 2130 nt
Organism: Trypanosoma grayi
Lineage: Eukaryota; Euglenozoa; Kinetoplastea; Trypanosomatida; Trypanosomatidae
Product: Trypanosoma vivax
Exons: 1
Coding region: 1-2130 (709 amino acids)
Source: RefSeq, a predicted model, not a curated record